Messenger RNA from Rhizopus microsporus ATCC 52813, 845 nucleotides. RefSeq lists its product as uncharacterized. NCBI's taxonomy places the organism in Eukaryota, Fungi, Mucoromycota, Mucoromycetes, Mucorales, Rhizopodaceae. The record is from RefSeq and is a predicted model, not a curated record. The annotation marks the transcript as partial. The transcript has a single exon.
AUGAAAGUAGAAACUAUUUUUGCUGAUCAUGAUAAAUACUUGAGCGAUUUGUACGGCAUCGAUUACGUGAGUGGUGACCCCUAUGAAGGCUGGUCUGACCCCGGGGCAUUGUUUUGCGAUAAUGUUGUGUUCUGGUGUCUUAUCCACUGGGUUAUGGGUGCCACAUCCAAGGGAGACAUUAGGACGUAUGUGUCGUUGAUCCGCGGCCUGUUUGCUGAGUUCCUUGAGACAGUCCAAUUCAAGGUCUCGGUUAUUAAUUCUGGACGAUAUAAGGAAGAGAACGAUGUGUUCUCUUCUUUAAUGCAACAGAAGAAGGCAAAGGAAUUAGAUCGACAAAGCAUAUCACCUGGCUAUAUCUCUAUUAAGGUUUCUUUUGAGAACGUACUCUUUGCUGACUUGUUACCUAUUCUUAAGUCUGCAGUCAAGAAGCUUGUGGGUAGCUUUGUUAUUAUGCAUGAUAUGGAUAUUGCUGUGGAUUUAGCAAGAAUAUCUACCCGUGCAAUUAUCGCAAGUUAUCUUUCGUCUGUCGGAGUAGGGAAAACACGUAUCGUCAAUGACAGACGUUCCGUUGGUGAUAACUGUAUCUCGUGGUAUGGAUCUACUACCAUUAAGAGCACAACGAUAAAUAUUCGAGCUAAACUCUAUAACAAGUUCGUACAAAUGGUGGAAAGCUCAGAAAUUAGAUCCAAGCUUGGUUCUAAACUCUCUUAUCUUGUAGCUAACACAGAUCUGGAUCUUGCAAAGAAACUUCAGCAAUACAAGAAAGCCGGUAUGACUAGAUUGGAGAUAACAUUGUACGGCUCGAAGGUGUAUAAGGAAAAGUACUAUCAAGGUUUAAUGGACGA